Conger conger (European conger) is the source of this 321-nucleotide messenger RNA. RefSeq names its product matrix Gla protein-like. NCBI's taxonomy places the organism in Eukaryota, Metazoa, Chordata, Actinopteri, Anguilliformes, Congridae. Gene Ontology annotation, cellular component: extracellular region. The record is from RefSeq and is a predicted model, not a curated record. Gene Ontology annotation, molecular function: calcium ion binding. The transcript is spliced from 4 exons. Bases 10 to 321 code for a protein of 103 amino acids.
ACAGGAAGGAUGAAGGUUGCUCUGCAGUGUGGAGUGCUGAGUGUCAUUCUCGUCCUCUGUCUCUGCUAUGAUUCUCAUGAAAGUCGUGAGUCUUUUGAAGAUCUGUUUUUAAGUCCAUACCGAGCCAAUUCUUUCUUCAACCGUCCAAGAGUCAACACCUACAACAGCUACAACUACAGAAGGUUGAUCAAGUCCCCUCUGGAACGACAGUCAGAGAUCUGUGAGGAUUUCUCUCUGUGUCGCCUCUAUGCACAUCGCUAUGGAUACCAGAAUGCUUAUCAGAAGUAUUUCCCCGGAAGACAGAAGAAGGUCAGAGUGUAA